AUGUCCGCGGGCACUCUUUACACGUUCAAAGGUUCUGGAAACAGCUACAAAGUUCGCUUGUUGGCUGCUCUACUUGACAUCGAUCUCACCCAUCAGGAGCUAGAUUUCCUAGGCGAUGAGCAACACUCGCCUGAAUUUCUGAAGAUCAACCCUCGUGGAGAGGUUCCUGUUCUCGUGGACGGCGACAAGACUUUUAACGACUCCAGCUCCAUUCUGACCUGGUUGGCAGGCAGAUGGGGAAAUAGUAAAGGAGCUCAAGGCCCAUCUUCGUAUUGGUCGAAUGAUCUCUAUGAGCAGGCCCAGAUCAUAAACUGGCUCUCGUUCGCCAACAGCUGGAUCCAGUACGGCGUCUUCACGAAUCGCGCAAUCCUCAGUUAUGCUGGCCCUUACAACGGUUUGGGAGGCAAUAAGAAUUGGACGCAAGACAAACUCGAUGUGUUCCUCGAGGAGGGCGAAAUCCGCGGAAACUACUCGCUCAAGGUCCUCGAUCAACAACUCGGUACGAGCGAAUGGCUCGCGCUGGGACGGCCAACCAUUGCGGACAUCAGCGUCUUCGUCUACGUAGCUCUCGCACCGAUGGGCGACAUAAGCCUAGAGCCGUACGCGAACGUUCGCGCUUGGAUCGAGCGGAUCAAGGGUUUGCCAGGAUUCUUUUCGAUCGAAGGUCUGGAUGAGCCGCUGCUUCACGUCUCCCGAUGGAAGUCGGCAGGACGACCUGAACCAAAGAAUGUCGGCAAGUAGAACAAAUCGCUUGGCCAGCGACAGACGAACAGUCGUCGGUCAAACGCAUAGAUAAUGAAUGGGCAAUGU
Messenger RNA from Dissoconium aciculare CBS 342.82, 810 nucleotides. Its product is annotated as glutathione S-transferase. Bases 1 to 741 code for a protein of 246 amino acids. Gene Ontology annotation, biological process: glutathione metabolic process. Gene Ontology annotation, molecular function: glutathione transferase activity. Lineage: Eukaryota; Fungi; Ascomycota; Dothideomycetes; Mycosphaerellales; Dissoconiaceae. The transcript is spliced from 2 exons. The record is from RefSeq and is a predicted model, not a curated record.